AUGAAAAGCACAUCCGUUGAAACGAUGCUCCAGACGUUAUGCACCUACUUGCGCAAAAGGAUUAAAAUGUUGGAGGCAGCCAUGACCAAUAUUGAAGAAGACAUGGGGACAAUGAAUGAAUACGACGCCAACCUACAACGCCAUCCACGCUUCACUACCUUCGCCAUGUGUGAAAAACUUCUAGCAGAUGCAAAUGCUGAGGACGGAUACAUGCAGGACAACAUCUCCACCAUGAUUGCAAAUGUGAAGAAGAGAAUUGCAACCUACAAAACCAUCAUCAAAGAGCUCCCAUACAACUAUGCAUAG
This is a messenger RNA of Lactuca virosa, 306 nucleotides long. The record is from the annotation of a GenBank genome assembly. NCBI's taxonomy places the organism in Eukaryota, Viridiplantae, Streptophyta, Magnoliopsida, Asterales, Asteraceae.